GCUUCCCUCGUUAUAUCUUUUUCCCUUUCCUUGUUUGGGGUGUCCUUCAUUGGCUUUUCUGAGUUGUUGUGUCCUUCAUUGGCUUUUCUGAGUUGUUCUUAAUAUGGCAAUAUGGCUUUUCCUGGUGGCCUUGAAUUUGUCGGGGAGAUUGGUUCUUGGAGCCCCUCAGGUCCCGUGUUACUUCAUCUUCGGAGACUCGCUCGCCGACGAUGGCAAUAACAACAAUCUCCUCACCCUGGCCAAAUCGAAUUACCCACCUUACGGGAUUGACUUCUCCGAUGGCGCCACUGGAAGGUUUACCAAUGGCCGCACCAUCGUUGAUAUCAUCGCUCAGCUCCUGGGAUUUGACCAGUAUAUUCCACCCUUUGCCACUGCAAGAGGCAAUGAUACACUCCAAGGUGUGAAUUAUGCAUCCGGUGCAGCCGGUAUUCGCGAUGAAUCGGGACAACAACAGGGCGACAGAAUCAGCUUGAACCGUCAGUUGGGAAAUCAUUUGAUCACGGUCUCGCGCGUGAGAGAAAUACUAGGAGGGAAUGAAUCGGCAUACUUAAAUAAGUGCAUAUACACGGUAGGGAUGGGAAGCAAUGACUAUCUCAACAACUACUUCAUGCCUAACAUAUACCCAACGAGUAGUAUGUACACGCCCGAGCAAUAUGCGGAUGUACUGAUCAAGCAAUACAAAGAACAGUUGAAGACAUUGUAUGGCUAUGGAGCGAGGAAGGUGGCAGUCAUUGGAUUGGGUUUGCUGGGAUGCACCCCCGCAGAAAUAUCGAGAUUUGGCACGAAUGGCUCGGCGUGCGUGGACAAUAUCAACAAUGCUGCUGUCUUGUUCAAUAAUCAGCUCCAACCCCUCGUAAACGAAUUCAAUAGCAACUUCUCGGAUGCUAAGUUCACCUACAUAAACACGUUCGCGAUCUCAACCACUGGUCCUGGCACAGCUGGGCUAAUUUCAAAUGCGACCUGCUGUAAAGUGGACAAGGAACUGGGCACUUGCAUUCCCUACGAGACUCCAUGCUCGAACAGGACGAUAUACGUGUUCUAUGACGGAUUCCAUCCCACGGAGACAGUGAAUUUGGGGUUUGCUGCGAGGGCAUAUAACGCUUUGCUUCCAUCUGAUGCCUCCCCUUACGACAUUCGCACUCUCGCGAUGAUCUGAUCGAGGAGAUUGGGAUGAUAUUGGUCAGUGCGGAAGCAGUUAUCUACACGGCCGCCAACGUCUAAAUGCAUACGCUAUUGAAUAAAAUCUCCUGGAUAAUUCCAGUCAAAUAAGGUCACUGCUAUUUUAGAAUAAAAGCUGUUGUAAUUGUUGUUAUAAUUAUGGGUUUUAAUAGCUCAACAUUAGCAAGCGUCCCUUCAAUCGUUCUAUUGUAUUUUCUGAAUUUGAUAUUGUUAUGUUAUUAAGGGUUAAUGACUCAAUUAAUGUGAGCAUAUCCGACAAGAGUCUUGAGAUAUUGUCCUUUCAAUAUUCUGCAACUGUUUCCUUGUCUAUAUAUAGA
Molecule: messenger RNA, 1496 nt
Organism: Eucalyptus grandis
Lineage: Eukaryota; Viridiplantae; Streptophyta; Magnoliopsida; Myrtales; Myrtaceae
Product: GDSL esterase/lipase At5g45670
Exons: 5
Coding region: 104-1156 (350 amino acids)
Molecular function (GO): hydrolase activity, acting on ester bonds
Source: RefSeq, a predicted model, not a curated record